Sungouiella intermedia is the source of this 252-nucleotide messenger RNA. The record is from the annotation of a GenBank genome assembly. NCBI's taxonomy places the organism in Eukaryota, Fungi, Ascomycota, Pichiomycetes, Serinales, Metschnikowiaceae.
AUGCUAACCAGCAUCAAAAACCAAGAAAUCCUUGUUGAAUUGAAGAACGGCGAGACAGUGUACGGAAAAUUGACCAACUGUGACUCGUGGAUGAAUUUGACCUUGAGUGAUGUCGUCUUCAACUACAACAACGGAGACAAGUUCACCAAAAUGCAAGAAACCUAUAUCCGUGGUAUCCACAUAAAAUCGCUUCGGUUGCCUGAUCUGGUAUGUGUUAUAUUCUAUUCGUCCAAAUUUAAGUAUGUAUACUAA